AUGGUCAAGAAAAUCACGUUUGGUACAGUUGAUUUUGCCGUGUUUGGAAUUAUGUUAUUCCUGUCGACCGCUAUUGGAAUAUACCAUGCCUUAACCGGAGGAAAGCAGCGAACAAGGAAGGAAUUUCUCUUCGCGAACCGUGGAAUGAUGGCGAUACCUGUCGCGUUAUCUUUGAUCGCAUCAUUCAUGUCCGCUAUCACAAUUCUUGGUGUACCUGCAGAAAUUUACAUCUAUGGUACACAGUACUGGCUUAUCAUUGCCUCCUACGUGAUUCUCUUUCCAUCCGUGGCACUGGUUUUCGUUCCCGUUUUCCGCGCUGUAGAUAUCUCGAGUUCUUACGAGUAUUUAGAAAAGAGAUUUUCUAAUGGAGUGCGUAUCAUUGGCAGUGUCUGUUUUAUAAUCCAAACAUCUCUUUACAUGGCUAUUGUGGUUUAUGGUCCGGCCAUAGCAUUAGAAGCAGUUACAGGAUUUCCAGUUUGGGCGUCAAUCAUAUCCAUUGGAAUUGUCUGUACUUUCUACACAACUAUUGGAGGUAUGAAGGCUGUCAUUUGGAAUGAUGUUUUCCAAGCCAUUGUUAUGCUUGGAGGUCUAGUUGCAAUACUGAUUGUAGGCACACACAAAGUUGGAGGGUUUGGAAAUGUGUUUGAUCGUCUUGAGAAAGGCCAACGACUCAAGUUUAUUGAUUUAAACCCAGAUCCUACACAACGUCUGUCAAUUUGGAGUCUGAUCAUUGGUGGUGCUUUUGGUUUGUUUCCACUCUGGGCUGUCAAUCAAACUGCUGUUCAGCGAUUUUUGGCAGCAAAAUCUAACAAAGAAGCAAAAUUGGCUGUUUGGAUUAACUUGCCUCUCAGUAUUUUAGCAGUUAGUCUAUGUGCCCUGUGUGGAUGUGUAAUUUAUGCAUUUUAUGCUGACUGUGAUCCCAUUUCAAAUAAACAGAUAAAGAAGGGUGACCAGAUCCUGCCAUAUUUUGUUAUGCAUGUGCUGGGAUCAUUGUAUGGAGUUCCAGGUUUAUUCAUGGCUUGUCUAUUUAGUGGAACACUGAGCACUGUGUCUUCUGGUCUAAACUCGCUAGCAGCUGUAGUGUUGGAAGACUUCAUCCGACCUUGGACCAGAUAUAGACAGAAGGAGUUGACGGAGACUCGCGCAACCUUAUACUCUAAACUUCUUGCAUUUGCGUUUGGAGGUUUAACUAUCGGCCUGUCUUUCCUUGCUACCAAGCUUGGUGCCAUUUUGCAGACAUUUUACAGCGUGUUUGGAGUUGUUGGUGGGCCUGUGGUAGGAGCAUUUUGUCUUGGAAUGUUCACUCGUCGAGCUCACUCCAGGGGUGUGUACAUUGGAUUGUUACUAGGAUUUAUCGUGGGGCUGUGGAUCGGUAUCGGUGCUAAAUUAUACCCUCCGCCCGCCGCUAAAGCUCCCUUCUCCACAGAAAAGUGUGAAAUUAUGCCAACGAACAGCACAAUCAUGAUGAACUCAACCAGUACACCGCCUCCAGUGAAGGAAUACGAAGGCCUGGCAUUUUACAGGCUCUCAUUUUUAUGGUACAGCGCUGUGUGCUUUGCAGUGACGUAUCUAACUGGACUGAUUGUCAGCGUCUUAUGGCCUGGUGAUCAUAGGAUCGGUGAUGUGGACUCUCGACUGCUGUUCAAAAUAGGUUACUGUUUACCAGAUCGCGCACAGAAUAACUCUCGUAAACUACAGGACGAGCAACAACAGUUAAACCAGGUUGAUAGCGAAACAGCAAGGGAGAAUGGAACGACGUCAAAAUCCGGGGGGGACAUGGAAGACGUUGAGGAGGAUACAGAGGGUGCACUACUUAUGACCACAAGGAUGUGAUGAAGUCAUAGUAUCAUAGAGGGUGACUUGGUGACUAAAGGGUUUAAAGAGAAAGAGCUCAGGUGUUGGGAAACGUUCUGUCCGUGACAGCUCUCACAGGCAGGAGUUGCGUGACGUUUGGACAAAGGAAUUCGUUUUGUGACGCAUUUGGUCACGACGCUUUGAAAGGGCCUUGGAGUUCAUUUCUUUUAGAUAUGAAUUAGGGAAAAUGGAAUAAUUGAUGUAAGUCUUUGAUAUUUAUUUAAAGUGUUCGCUGUUCAGAAAAGCGACUUAAUGAUGUUAUAUGGUCUUUGUUGUAAAUUAAAUUUUUCAUACAUACACGGAUUUUACCUAAUUUGGGAAAAAAAGACCGCGCUUGGGUUAGAUCUCGAAUGACUGAGGUUAUUUUGCGAUCUGUAUGUGAAGAGCUGAGUCCAAACCGCGAAAAGUGGAGUAUUUGUUUGAUCGUAAAGGUGUAAUGCAUGUUAUUGCGGUUUUCUAUGCAUGCGUCAAAACUAAGUGUAUUUUUUAUAACUCUCUAAUAUUCUGAUGUUGUCGAAAUGCCCUCGUGAAAGUUUAUUACUAGGUUGAUUUAUACCGAGAGUUAUUUUGGAUUGUGGUAAUAAAGACCUUUUUUGUGA
Pocillopora verrucosa is the source of this 2453-nucleotide messenger RNA. RefSeq names its product sodium-coupled monocarboxylate transporter 1. Gene Ontology annotation, biological process: sodium ion transport; transmembrane transport. Gene Ontology annotation, molecular function: symporter activity. Gene Ontology annotation, cellular component: membrane. Lineage: Eukaryota; Metazoa; Cnidaria; Anthozoa; Scleractinia; Pocilloporidae. The record is from RefSeq and is a predicted model, not a curated record.